GUACUUGCCGACGCCAUCACCUUUCGUCACUUGGACCUCGUUUCGACUCGUUGAUCGCCACAUACCUACCCCGGACUACCGCGUCGACGACGACAGCUUGCACCAUGGCGAACGUUUACUUUCCCUACUCCAAGGCGCCUUUGCGCACCGUGAAGGAGAUUCAGUUUGGUCUCUUUUCCCCUGAAGAGAUCAAGCGGAUGAGUGUGGUGCAUGUGGAAUACCCGGAGACAAUGGACGAACAAAGGCAGCGCCCGCGGACGAAGGGGCUGAACGACCCACGACUAGGAACGAUCGACCGGCAAUGGAAUUGCGAGACUUGCGAAGAAGGCCAGAAGGAGUGUCCCGGACAUUUCGGUCAUAUCGAGCUCGCCACGCCUGUCUUCCAUAUCGGUUUCUUGACUAAAAUCAAGAAGCUUCUUGAGACGGUCUGCCACAACUGUGGCAAGAUCAAAGCCAAUACGUCCGAUUCUAAGUUCCUAGAAGCCCUCCGCAUGAGAGACCCGAAAAGACGAUUCGACCACAUCUGGCGACUAUCUAAGGAUGUCCUGAUCUGCGAAGCCGACGCGCCCCCGGACGAGGAUGAGCCUUUCUCGAAAGAGAGCUCCAAGCCGUCGAGGAUGCAUGGCGGGUGCGGUAACUCCCAGCCUACGAUUCGCAAAGAGGGUAUCACUCUUGUCGGAACCUGGAAGCCCAAUAAGAUGAUGGAUGAGAUGGAGAUGCAGCAGCCCGAGAAGAAGGUCAUCACUCCUCAGGUUGCCCUGAAUGUCUUCCGCAGCAUCUCUUACGAGGAUGUUCGUAUCAUGGGUCUGAGCAAUGAUUAUGCCCGUCCCGAGUGGAUGGUCGUCACUGUUCUGCCGGUCCCCCCCCCUCCGGUCCGCCCUAGCGUGCUUGUCGGAGGCAGCACUAGUGGCCAGCGUGGUGAGGACGAUCUCACGUACAAGUUGGCUGAAAUUGUCCGAGCAAACCAGAAUGUCCAGCGUUGCGAACAGGAGGGUGCCCCCGAGCACGUCGUGCGCGAGUUCGAGUCCCUUCUGCAAUACCACGUCGCCACCUACAUGGAUAACGAUAUCGCUGGCCAGCCGAAGGCUAUGCAGAAAUCUAACCGACCCGUCAAGGCUAUCCGAAGUCGUCUAAAGGGUAAGGAAGGUCGUCUGCGACAGAACUUGAUGGGAAAACGUGUGGACUUUUCCGCGCGUACUGUCAUCACUGGUGACCCCAACUUGUCUCUGGACGAGGUCGGUGUCCCGAAGAGUAUCGCGAGGACCUUAACCUAUCCCGAGGUUGUUACUCCUUAUAACAUCGAGAAGUUGCAGCAGCUCGUCAUGAACGGUCCGAACGAGCACCCGGGAGCUAGGUAUAUUGUCAGAGACAAUGGCGAGCGCAUUGACCUUCGUCAUGCCAAGCGAGCCGGUGGGCAACAGCUGUUGUAUGGAUGGAAGGUUGAACGUCAUAUCAUGGACGGCGAUGUGAUUCUGUUUAACCGUCAACCGUCGCUUCACAAAGAAUCCAUGAUGGGUCAUCGCGUCCGUGUCAUGCCCUAUUCGACAUUCAGAUUGAACUUGUCUGUCACCUCCCCGUACAACGCCGAUUUCGAUGGUGAUGAAAUGAACUUGCACGUUCCUCAGAGCGAGGAAUCUCGCGCGGAACUCAGCCAACUCGCUUUGGUCCCAUGCAACAUCGUGUCGCCCCAGCGAAACGGUCCACUGAUGGGUAUCGUGCAAGAUACUCUUUGUGGUGUUUACAAGCUUUGCCGGCGUGAUGUUUUCCUGACUAAGGAUCAAGUCAUGAACAUCAUGAUGUGGGUUCCUGACUGGGAUGGGGUGAUUCCUCCCCCGGCAAUCUUGAAGCCUAGACCUCGGUGGACCGGAAAGCAGAUGAUCAGCAUGGCCCUUCCUCCUGGUCUUAACUUGUUGCGUGUCGACAAAGACAGCUCCCCGCUCCAUGAGAAGUUCUCUCCUCUGGCUGAUGGUGGUUGCCUCGUCCACGGCGGACAGUUAUUGUAUGGAAUGUUCUCCAAGAAGACUGUUGGUGCCAGUGGCGGAGGUGUCAUUCACACCAUCUUUAAUGAGUACGGAAUGAAUACGGCGGUGGCUUUCUUCAAUGGUUGCCAGACAAUUGUCAACUACUGGCUGCUUCAUAACGGUUUUAGUAUUGGUAUUGGUGAUACUAUUCCUGACGAGCUCACAAUCCAACGGAUCGAGAACUGCGUGCGGAUGAGGAAGAAGGAGGUCGAGGACAUCACUGCCAGUGCCACUGACAACACCCUUGAGGCUCUGCCCGGUAUGAACGUUCGUGAGACCUUCGAGAGUAAGGUGUCUCGCGCUCUGAACAACGCUCGUGAUGAGGCUGGUAGCGAGACCGAAAAGAGUCUGAAGGAUCUGAACAACGCCAUUCAAAUGGCACGGUCUGGAUCCAAGGGUUCCACUAUUAACAUCUCCCAGAUGACUGCGGUGGUGGGACAGCAGUCCGUCGAGGGAAAGCGUAUUCCUUUCGGAUUCAAGUAUCGUACCUUGCCUCACUUCACCAAGGACGAUUACUCCCCCGAGUCGCGUGGUUUCGUUGAGAACUCCUACCUGCGUGGAUUGACGCCAACGGAAUUCUUCUUCCACGCCAUGGCUGGUCGUGAGGGUCUCAUCGAUACCGCUGUCAAGACUGCCGAAACUGGUUACAUCCAGCGUAAGCUGGUUAAGGCGCUUGAAGAGGUUAUGGUCAAAUACGAUGGUACUGUUCGGAACUCUCUGGGCGAUGUCAUCCAGUUUCUCUAUGGAGAGGAUGGUCUCGACGGUGCUCACAUCGAGAACCAGCGUGUCGAUAUCAUCAAGUGUUCGGAUGCUAAGUUCCGGGAUCGCUUCCGUGUCGAUCUCAUGGACCCGGAACGGUCCUUGGGACCGGAGGUUUUGGAGCAGUCCAACGAAAUUGCGGGUGAUGUUGAGGUCCAAAGACACCUGGAUGAUGAGUGGGAGCAACUUCUCCGGGAUCGCGAGUUCUUGCGUAGCGUGGCCAAGGAAGACGAGGAGAUGAUGCAGCUCCCGAUUAACGUGCAGCGUAUCCUUGAGACCGCUAGGACCACUUUCAGGAUUCGUGAGGGCACUAUCAGUGACCUGCACCCCGCAGAGGUUAUUCCGCAGGUGCGUGAUCUGCUGGAUCGGUUGCUGGUUGUGCGCGGUACCGACGUGAUUUCGUGCGAGGCCCAAGAUAAUGCGACUCUGCUGUUCAAGGCCCAGCUGCGCAGUCGUCUGGCGUUCCGGCGCCUGGUUACCGAGUACUCCAUGAACAAACUCGCAUUCCAGCACGUUAUCGGCGCCAUUGAGAUGCGAUUCGCCAAGGCCGGGGCUCCUCCGGGAGAAAUGGUUGGUGUGCUUGCUGCCCAGUCGAUUGGAGAGCCUGCGACUCAGAUGACGCUGAACACUUUCCACUUUGCUGGUGUCUCUUCCAAGAACGUUACCCUUGGUGUCCCCCGUCUUAAGGAAAUUCUGAACGUUGCCACCAACAUCAAGACCCCGUCCAUGACUGUUUACCAAGAAGCUUCUCGGUCUCAUGACAAGGAGGGUGCCAAGCAAUUGCGUAGUGCUGUCGAGCACACUAGCUUGCGUUCGGUCACGGAGGCUACUGAGAUUUACUACGACCCGGACAUCCAGACUACGGUCAUUGAAAACGAUCGCGAUAUGGUUGAGUCGUACUUCAUCAUCCCCGAGGAUGUUACGGAUGACUCGUCUCGCCAGUCGAAGUGGCUGCUUCGUAUUAUUCUCAGUCGACCCAAGCUCCUCGAUAAGGGUCUUACCGUGCAGGAUGUCGCUGCUCGGAUCAAGGCCGCUUACCCUAAGGACAUCGCUGUUAUCUUCAGUGACAACAACGCUGAUGAGCAGGUCAUCCGAAUCCGUCAAGUCCAGGACUACAAGGACGACGAGGAGGAUGAGGAUGUGGAGUACGACGUUACGCUCAAGAAACUGGAGCAGCAUCUCUUGGAUACCCUCACCCUUCGUGGUGUUCCUGGAGUUGAGCGUGCGUUCAUUAACGAGAAGAGCAAGGUCCGAGUCCUGGAAGACGGCUCAUUGUUCGGGAGCAAGACCGACCCGCUUUGCAAGGAGUGGGUGCUUGAAACCAGCGGUUCUUCCCUGGGUGAGGUUUUGGCGAUUCCUGGUGUUAACGCUACACGGACGUACUCCAACCAGUUUAUCGAGGUCUUCGAGGUGUUCGGUAUCGAAGCUGCUCGGUCGGCCGUGCUUCGCGAGUUGACGCAGGUGCUUGCCUUCGACGGUUCUUACGUCAACCACCGCCAUUUGGCACUCCUGGUUGAUGUGAUGACCGUGCGUGGUUACCUGACUCCUGUCACUCGUCAUGGUAUCAACCGUGCGGACAACGGUGCGCUCAUGCGUUGUUCGUUCGAAGAGACCGUGGAGAUUCUGUUGGAGGCGGCCGCUUUCGGAGAGCUGGACGACUGCCGUGGUGUCUCUGAGAACCUGAUCCUGGGCCAGAUGGCACCUGCUGGUACGGGAGAGUUCGACAUCUACCUCGACCAGAACCUCAUGAACACCGUCGUCUCGAACAAUGCCCGCUUCGGUGUUAUGGGAGCCAUUGGCGCCAAGGAUGCGAUCAUCUCGGAUGGCGCCUCGACCCAGUAUGACACUGGCUCGCCCAUGCAGGAGAACGCCUACAUCGGUUCGCCUGAUCCCGAGUCGAACUUCUCUCCUAUCCGCCAGGGCGGUGCCGAAACCCCCGGUGGAUUCACGGAGUACCAGCCCACUGGCGGCUUUGGAGGCGGCUUCAGUCCUGCGGCGACAAGCCCGGCCGGCUAUUCUCCCAGCAGUCCGUUCAGCGCGAACCCGACGUCGCCUGGCUAUUCCCCAACAUCAAGCUACUCCCCCACGUCACCUGGUAUGGGUAUCACCAGUCCUCGUUUCAUGACGUCUCCUGGCUUCUCGCCCGCCAGCCCGUCGUUUGCCCCGACGUCGCCGGCUUACUCUCCUACAUCCCCGGCCUAUGGGCAGGCGUCUCCCACCUCACCCUCGUACUCGCCCACAUCGCCCGGGUUCUCGCCGACGUCGCCCAACUACAGUCCUACGUCGCCCAGCUUCAGCCCGGCAUCGCCGGCGUUCAGCCCGACGUCGCCUAGCUACAGCCCGACUAGCCCUGCUGUCGGUGGCGCCGGUCGGCACCUGUCCCCCACGUCCCCCACUUCUCCCAAGUACACACCCACCUCGCCUGGAUGGUCUCCGACGAGCCCACAGACAUACUCUCCUACAUCUCCCAACUUUGCCGGCUCGCCGACUUCUCCUGGCGGACCUACGUCUCCUGGUUACAGCCCGACGUCGCCGGCCUUCAGCCCUACGUAAGUUUCCUAUCUGGAGGCUCUUCAAUCGGACGCUCUUAGCUCACACAAUCAUGCAGGUCGCCACGCAAGUGAAGUGCAACGUGAAUGCUCUGCUUCAUUACGACUUUCGCU
Molecule: messenger RNA, 5443 nt
Organism: Aspergillus heteromorphus CBS 117.55
Lineage: Eukaryota; Fungi; Ascomycota; Eurotiomycetes; Eurotiales; Aspergillaceae
Product: DNA-directed RNA polymerase II core subunit RPO21
Exons: 4
Coding region: 105-5333 (1742 amino acids)
Biological process (GO): transcription by RNA polymerase II
Cellular component (GO): RNA polymerase II, core complex
Molecular function (GO): DNA binding
Source: RefSeq, a predicted model, not a curated record